CGCAGUGACCCGGAUGACCGACGCGCGGUGAUGAUGACGCUGCGCAUGUGCCGCUUCAUGAGCAAAACAGUGACCAUGUCCUCUGAAGAGCUGCUGUCUGUAGAUUAUGAAGUGUUUGGGAGGGUGCAGGGGGUCUUCUUCAGGAAAUACACCCAGUCGGAGGGAAAGAGGCUGGGUCUGGUGGGCUGGGUGCAGAACACCGAUGCUGGGACGGUUCAAGGCCAGCUGCAGGGUCCCGCCUCCAGGGUCCAGGAGAUGCAGCGGUGGCUGCAAACCACCGGCAGUCCUCAGUCACGAAUCGCCAAAGCGGAGUUCAGGAACGAGCGGGCCGUCGACAAACUGGACUUCAAGGAUUUCCGAGUAGCCCGCUAACGACAAGACGACUCGAUUUAGUAUUUAUUAACACAUGCUUCUUAUUUAUUUCCGUUAUGAGCUACGGUCUGUUACUGAUAAAUACGAGUAAACACACCUUCUUAUUGACAUGAUGUAACAUCUGUUAUAGACUUGUAGAGUUCUGUAGAUGAAAAACCCCUAAAUAAUAUAAAAUACAGACUCCAUGUUCA
This is a messenger RNA of Puntigrus tetrazona (Sumatra barb), 563 nucleotides long. It is a transcript of the gene acyp1, whose product is annotated as acylphosphatase 1, erythrocyte (common) type. Bases 31 to 372 code for a protein of 113 amino acids. Gene Ontology annotation, molecular function: acylphosphatase activity. The transcript has 3 exons. The record is from RefSeq and is a predicted model, not a curated record. Lineage: Eukaryota; Metazoa; Chordata; Actinopteri; Cypriniformes; Cyprinidae.